AUGGCUCCUUCUCCCCUCACUGUCAAGGAGCAAGAAGAGCACCCCCUGGACCUAACACCACCACCCACUCCAGAUUUCCCCACUAGUAUCUCAGGAUUUUUUUCUCCAUCGGUACCCAAGGUUCUUGGUCACGCUGCUUCGAAGAAUGAAGAGGUAGACCAGAUAGAAUGGGUUCCUAGCGCUGGCCGAUCACUCCUCGACGGGGGCUUCAGGUCCCUGUUUGGGUGCCACUUGUCGACCUCUGAGACUUGGGGACUUGGGACGGUGAAGGAACUGAGAAAAAGAGACGACAGUAUAGCGAGGCACAGUGGACCCGGAGCAAUCAGCCCAAGGGUAGGCGCCGAUAUACUAAGAGUGGUGUCCCCCAAGGCCGCGGGGCCGACCCCUGACUCCGGAGACCCCGAGCCCUCCAGUCCCGUCCCGCUCCGGGCAGCGGGCGCUCAGGACCUCCCGGCCCAGGAGGACGACGCGGGCGGGGCGCCGCGCUGCGGACAGACGCCCGGCGCAAAGCGGGGCGAGCGGGCUCGGCUCGGAGCGCGGACCGAGGCAAGGAGCCCAGGCAGGGAGAGGGCCGAGGGGCAGAAGAGUGGUUCCGUCCAGCUCGGCCACGUGACCUCCACCCCGCCCGCCACUCAGACUGCGGGGCGGUGCAGACAGGAAAAUCGACCAAUCAGAGGCGCCGCGGCCAGGGGCAAUGUCGAAUCCGGAGCCGCGGGAGAGGGCGUGCCCGGAGCACAGUCCAAUCAGCACUGUCCAAUCGCGCCCGCGUGGGACGUCGCUCCCCGCGCGCCGCGGGCUCCUGCGCAGCCGCCCCGCGCGGCCCCAGGUGGCCGGUGCACGCCGUUCUGCCUCGUCCGAGCCGCCGAGGCGCGGGCGGGGCGCCUGGGAGCCCGGCGAGGAUCAGGGGCAGCACUUGAAGUUCAAGGACAGAGAGUGAGUCGGGAUCGCAUCGACUGUGUGGGUGAAUUCGAGGUGGGAGUCACAUCCUUCCCGAAUUGCGCUUUCCGGUCCACGGACGUGGACUCAGUGGUUUUUGAGGAUGUGGUUGUGGACUUCACCCCGGAGGAGUGGGCUUUGCUGGAUCGUGGUCAGAGGAGGCUCUACAGAGAUGUGAUGCUGGAGACCUGCAGGAACCUGGCCUCACUGGGUGAAAACUGGAAAUGCCCUGGCAUUGAACAUCAGCACAAGAACAAGGGGACAUGUAUGAGGUGUCAUGCGGUGGAGAUGCCCUCAGAAAAUAAUGGAAGUAAUCAAUGUGGAGAAACCAAUCAGAUUUCAAAUUUUAUUGUGCAUAAGAGACUUUCUACUGGAGUAAAAUCCUGUGAAUACAUUAAGUUUGAAAAAGCCAUCAUGGAUACUACAUCCCUAAAGAGUCCCAUAACAUCAUCUCAACAUGGACAGAAACCCCAUCAAUGUAAGGAAUGUGGGAGAACUUUUAUUUGUUACUCAUCAUUUAGGGCACACAUAAGAGCUCACACUGAAGAGAAACCCUAUACAUGUAAAGAAUGUGGAAAAGCCUUUAUAUACUUCUCCAAACUUAGGGUCCAUAUAAGAAUCCACACUGGAGAGAAGCCUUAUGAAUGUGAAAAGUGUGGGAAAACCUUCAGAUCUCCCUCAAACCUCUGGACACAUAGGGAGACUCAUACUGUUGAGAAACUCUAUGCCUGUAGAGAAUGUGAGAAAUCCUUCUCUUCUCCCUCGUCUCUUAGAAAACAUGCGAAGGUUCACAGUGCAGAGAAAGCCUAUGAAUGUAAGGAAUGUGGGAAAGCCUUUCUUCAUUCUUUUUACUUGAUCAUACAUGCAAGAAUGCACACUGGAGAGAAAGCGUAUAAAUGUGUGGAAUGUGGGAAGGCCUACAGUUGGCCCUCUGACCUUAGGAUUCACAUGAGAACACACUCUGGAGAAAAGCCUUAUGAAUGUAAACAGUGCCAGAAAUCCUUCAGUUCCCCCUCAUCCUUUAAGGGACAUUUGCGAACUCACACAGGAGAAAAACCGUAUGCAUGUAAUGAAUGUGGGAAAGCCUUCAGUAGUCUCUCAUACUUUAGAACACAUGUGAGAAUCCACACUGGAGAGAAACCCUAUAUAUGUAAGCAAUGUGGGAAGGCUUUCAGUUGGUCGUCAUCAUUUCGAGGACAUUUGAGAACUCAUAGUAGAGAGAAACCCUGUAAGUGUAAGGAAUGUGGUAAAGUCUUCAGUAGACUCUCAUCCCUACAAAGACAUAUGAGAAAUCACAGUGGGGAGAAACUCUAAAUGUAAGCAGUGUGGGAAAGACUUCUGUAGUCCCCUAUCCUUAAAAAAAAGACAGGAACUCCCACAGGAGGGAAACCCUAUGUCAGUAAAUGUGGCAAAACCAUGUAAAUUAACAUCACUUACUGUGUACAAAAAAUUGCAUACUAUUAGACAAUUUUUAUAAGCAUCUUAUAUUGUUGGCUUUAUUAGUGCCUUAUUCUUAAAGUAGGCUCCUAUCACAUUAUUUACAAUUUUUUUUUAAGAUUUUAUUUAUUUGACAGAGAGCACAAGAAGGGGGAGCAGGAGAGGGAGAAGCAGGCUCCCCACUGAGCAGGGAGCCUGAUGCGGGACUUGAUCCCAGCACCCUGGGAUCAUGAUCUGAGCUGAAGGCAGACACUUAACCAACUGAGCCACCCAGGUGCCCCACAUUAUUUACAAUUUUUCUGAGAAAUACAUUUAGGAGAUAAAUAUUCCUUUAAGUAUUACUUUGCCAAGGCAGCCCCAACAAAUUGCCACAAAGUUGAUAAACAGAAAUUUAUUCUCUUCCAGAUCUGGAGGCUAGAAGUUGGAAAUCAAGGUGUCAUUAAGAUUGGUUCCUUCUGGGGCUCCUGGGUGGCUAAGCUGGUUAAGCGUCUGACUCUUGAUUU
Molecule: messenger RNA, 2876 nt
Organism: Zalophus californianus (California sea lion)
Lineage: Eukaryota; Metazoa; Chordata; Mammalia; Carnivora; Otariidae
Product: zinc finger protein 77-like
Exons: 8
Coding region: 1-2250 (749 amino acids)
Biological process (GO): regulation of transcription by RNA polymerase II
Molecular function (GO): RNA polymerase II cis-regulatory region sequence-specific DNA binding; DNA-binding transcription factor activity
Source: RefSeq, a predicted model, not a curated record